GGUAACAAUUUUAAAAGGAAUAUACUUAAAAGAGAUUAAAAGUUUUCCAUAUUUUUGCUAGAAUUAUUUCAAAUUUUACCGCCAUGUAAAAUUACAUAACAUCUUACAUUAACCAGGCGCCAUCUAUUGGACGGUAGAAUCCAACCCUUAGUUGCGAAAUAUCCUUAACAUAUCCUUUAGAGAUGAGAAAAUUAUUCUAUCGAAUCCUGGAAACACUCCCAUUCUUUAUUGUUUACCUAGGAAGUCCAUCGCUGACUUUGAAAAGGACAUAAACCAAAAUAAACGAAAAUGCCGCAACUUCCACUCUUGGGCCUUGUCUGUUUCAUUAUCCUGCCACAAUAUUUUGCCUUUGGUUACAAGGAAAUACAUGGAUUAAAUGGCAAGAUGUUCCCAAAGGCAGCCACUUUUAAUUUUCCGGAGUAUGCCUAUAAGGAGACCAGCAAAAAUGAAAUUACAUACCACGAAAUGGAGGUUGAAUGCGAUCAUCAUGUCCAGUGUGCCAACAUUAGCCCAGUGGGAGUGGCCAAGAUCAACUGCAUUCGGAAAUGUAUUUCGCCAUCCUGCUACCAGGACAUUUACGCGUUUAACGAGCUCGAGGAGGGCGAGAUUGAUGUCAGGCUCAACUCCUUCAAAGGAUGCGUCAUACAGCGCAUGUAGCAACGACCGCAGCUGUUCAGGGAGUACUUUCUAUUUAAAUGGUUGGAAUUUAUUGGAUUUCCUUCUUGAACAGACUCUUGAAUAUGUUGUAAAAAA
Messenger RNA from Drosophila bipectinata, 753 nucleotides. RefSeq lists its product as uncharacterized. Lineage: Eukaryota; Metazoa; Arthropoda; Insecta; Diptera; Drosophilidae. The record is from RefSeq and is a predicted model, not a curated record.